CCCAACAAGCACUCCCCCGCAGAAAAAAAGACGGAAGGAUGGCUGGAAUCAGAAGACUGCUGCUGUUUACCACCCUACUCCUCUCACUCUCCAUCCUCCUCAUCUUCUACUCAUCAUCAACAACCAACACGAACAACAGCUUGCCAACAUCAGCAUCAUCAUUGGCCAUACAGGACAGACUCAAGGGAUAUCUGCCCAACAAGGAGACCCUCAAGACCUAUGUACCCAAACCAUUCAAAUGGUCAAACUGGGCCACCUCCGAUGCAGUCGAACUCGAAGAUAGUCUGAUUACAACCACUACCACCAACCAACAGCAACAGAACAGCAACAAGCACAACAAUCAAUCUACAUCUCAAACCAACCAGUCCACCCUACCUACGAACUACCAUCCCAAUGGACUCUACUAUCUGAGCCAACCACCGCCAUUAGAACGCCAUCCGAUCCUGGAUCUGAUCGACAAAGCAGAACAAGAAUGGGCCAACAAAGUCGCGAAAAGCUCGAGAAGUUUGGAAGAAGCCGUUGCAGAAUAUCGCCGGAGAUACCAUCAACCGCCCCCCUUUGGGUUCGAGAAGUGGUGGGAAUAUGCACAGAAAGAGGGGGUGAUCUUGACGGAUGAAUACGACCAAAUCGGCGCGGACAUCAAGCCGUUCCUAGCCAUCGAGCCCUCCGACCUGCUUCAUCGCGCCUGGGUGAUGGCCAACGAACGCCCAGAAACGUUCACCCUGACCAUCAACUCUACUGCCCCCGUCUUGAUCUCCGGCAAAGAAGGCCAUCUCGCUCGCGCUAAGGAUCUUGCUAAACUCAUCAACCUCUUCGUCCAUCUGCUGCCUCAGAACUCCGGCUCAAUCAAUCAUCUCUUGAACCUCACGUUCACUAAACACGAUCAACCCGCCGUCCAAAUGACUUGGCCUCGGAAACAGAAAAUGGUAGAGAUGGCUGAGGCUGGUGAAUAUUUUUCGCCCUCGGAUUAUAUAAGACCGUCGAACCCGAAGCUAAGCAACUGGGCGAAUGCAUGUCCGCCGCACUCAGCCUUAUACCGAAACGAGUCGAACCUCCCACCCCUAGAAGACGAAUCUCUACCGCCCGGAAUGAGGAACAAGAAUAACGGGGGAACCAAGUCGUUUAUAUACGAUCAUUCAAAAGCCAUGGAGAUUUGCGGCCAUCCUGAGAGUAUGAAGUUGCAUGGAUUCACCAGUGCUGCGGGGACUGAUAACGUCGAACUAGUUCCCUUGUUCACUUUCGCCAAGACCACGACACAGAGCGACAUAUUAGUGACGCCCUUGGAACAAUAUAGCGAUACGUAUAUCGGCGAUGAUCCAGAAUGGUCGAAGAAGAAGAUCACGAAGUUAUUAUGGAGGGGGUCGACGACGGGGGCGGAGUUCCGGAGCGAUGUGGAUUGGCGAGCGAGUCAGCGGGCGCGUCUGCAUCUGAUGGCCCACCAUUCCAACGGCUCCACCCACAUCCUCUCGCCCGACGACUCGCUCACUCGGAUCGUCUCUAAAGACAUCGAGUCGCUCAACCAUAAGUUGUUGGAUGUCUCCUUCUCCGGCGGACCCGUCCAAUGCGACCCUGUUACCUGUGAGUAUAUGCACACCCAUUUGAAGUUCGCGGGGACCAUGGGCUUGGAUGAAAGCUAUCAGUAUAAAUAUUUAAUGGAUGUAGACGGCAAUGGUUGGUCAGGAAGAUUUCAUCGAUUGAUGUCGACGAAAUCUUUAGUGCUCAAGUCGACAAUCUUUCCGGAAUGGUAUUCGGAUCGAAUCCAACCUUGGGUUCAUUAUGUUCCUAUUAAAGUGGAUUAUUCCGAUUUAUAUGAUGUGAUGGUUUUUUUCCAAGGAGAAGAGGAGGAGGAGGAGGAAGAAGAACUGAGCAAUGAUCCCAAGAGCCGACCGACGAAGCGAUCAUCAGAACGCAAAAGGAAAAGAUCCAGAAGAGACGGAGACGGAGGAAGAGAGCGUUAUAAUAAUCAACAUCAGAAGCGGAAAACCAAGAAGAACAAUGGACACGACCAAUUGGCUGAGAAAAUCGCUUCUCAGGGCAAACGUUGGGCGGCUGAACAUUGGAGAAGAACUGAUAUGGCGGCUUAUAUGUUUAGAUUGGUCUUAGAAUGGAGGAGAGUUAUGUUGCGAGGAACGGGCGAACCUCUGGAUUAUUUCGGAUAAAAAUAUACAAGGAUUUGUGUUUUUUUUUUUUUUCGUGUUGCAAUCACCAAACACUUUUCUUUUCUUUUACUGUUUAUUUGAGUGUUGAAUAAUAUACGGCAUCUUUUAUAUUCUUUCAUUCUCGUUUUUUUU
Messenger RNA from Puccinia graminis f. sp. tritici CRL 75-36-700-3, 2291 nucleotides. RefSeq lists its product as uncharacterized. Bases 39 to 2159 code for a protein of 706 amino acids. Lineage: Eukaryota; Fungi; Basidiomycota; Pucciniomycetes; Pucciniales; Pucciniaceae. The transcript is spliced from 9 exons. The record is from RefSeq and is a predicted model, not a curated record.